Messenger RNA from Manduca sexta (tobacco hornworm), 4174 nucleotides. RefSeq names its product coiled-coil and C2 domain-containing protein 1-like (gene l(2)gd1). The transcript has 14 exons. NCBI's taxonomy places the organism in Eukaryota, Metazoa, Arthropoda, Insecta, Lepidoptera, Sphingidae. The record is from RefSeq and is a predicted model, not a curated record. Gene Ontology annotation, cellular component: nucleus. Bases 178 to 2538 code for a protein of 786 amino acids. Gene Ontology annotation, molecular function: RNA polymerase II cis-regulatory region sequence-specific DNA binding; DNA-binding transcription repressor activity, RNA polymerase II-specific. Gene Ontology annotation, biological process: regulation of transcription by RNA polymerase II.
CAUUUUGUGCAUAAAAAACCUUAACUGUCAUGCUGCGAAAUCCGUAUUUGACUGUCAACAAAAUCACACGGUUCUGGAAAAUUACAAUAAAAUCAAUUAAUUAGGAAAUAAAGUAAUAACAUAAGUAGAUACUAUAUAAGUGUAUUUCUUGCGAACGAACUUGUUAAAUAAAACAAGAUGUUUAGGAAGCCCAAGCCAGUGAAAAAAGGAAAUUUAUCGCAGUUCGGUCUGCUAGACAUCCCAGAUGUAGAUGAUGGUGAUGAUGAGCCACUAGACUUGUCUGAUGAUGACAUGGAUCUGGAGGCAGAGUUGGCAGCAAUCAGUGGCGGUGGUGGCAGGAGGAAACCCAGGAAACCUGCACCAGUCCCAGCAGCUAACCUUGACGCUAUGAUAGCUGAGAGCUUAAAAGAUAUACCUUCGGAUGAGGAGGUUUCUGGAGAUGAUGACGAUCCCGACCUCCUCAGCGAGUUGAAAGAGCUGGCCAUCAAUGACGAGGCUCCUCCGGCGCCGCCGCCCCGCGCGACCCGCCCUGCGCCCGCGCCCCCCGGCGCUCCUAGUGCCGAGAACAGCACGGUCAGUCUGCUGCAGGACAGGAUAUCCAACUACACACUAGCAGAAAGGAAGGCGAAGGAGAAUGGGGAGAGCAGUCGUGCGAGGAGAUUCGCUCGCGGUUUGCGCACUCUCAACGAUCUAUUAAAACAAGCCAAAGCCGGAAAGCCGGUAAACGACGAAGACAUUCCACCCCCAGUGCCUGUAGGCAAGCCGGCUGAUGCACCAGCGCCGCCGCCAGUAGCCGAGCCUCCUCCAGAAGCGUCACUAAUAGAUUUAGGACCUCACGAGGAUCCUCCAAGCCUGCCCGAGCCUAAGGAACCGCCGCCGCCGCCUCCGGCCGAACCAGAGCUUUCUCCGGAAAGGCAGCAGAAAUUGGACGGGAUAUUGAGGAGGCAAGCAGAGUUCAAAGCCGCAGCGCUCCACUGCAAGAGGUCCGGGGACAAGACCCUCGCCCUAGAAUAUCUGAAGACAGUGAAACAGUUCGACACGCUGGUCACGGCAUUCAAAACUACUGAGGAAGGCAUGGAUUUUGAUUUAGCCGACCUGCCGACCCUGGAGACGGUGGCCGCGGCGGUCAGGACGCCCAAGACUGAAGAGGUCACGCAGAAAGCUGAAGAGCCUGCGCCGGCCGACCCCGCCCCGCUGGUCACGGCGUCGUCACUGGACGAGGCUCUUAGGCAGAGACUGGCUUACUUUCAGCAACAAGAAGUGAGAGCGAAGGAGGAUGGCAACUCGUCGAAAGCUCGUCGCAUGGGCCGCAUCGUGAAACAGUACGCUGACGCGGUGCGGGCGAACGCGGCCGGCAGAACGAUAGCGACUGACGACCUGCCUACUCCCCCUGGAUACGCCCCGUUGCCUACUGAAGGUGGCGAGCCGGCGGCCCCCGCGGCGGCACCGUCCCCCGCGUCCCCCGCGGCGGCGCCGGCCCCGCGCGCGGCCCCGCGAGCGAGCGGCGCGCCGGGGCGGUACGAGAAGCAGCUCGCGUUCCUGUUGCUGCGGCAGAAGCAGUUCAAAGAGGCCGCGUUGAAGGCCAAGCGGGAAGGUGACACACAGCAAGCUCUCGAAUACCUGAAAGCGGCGAAAGGCUUUGAUACAGUCAUCGAAGCGGCGAAGGGCGGACUCGCUGUAGACCUCAAGUCUCUACCGCUCCCUCCCAAAGCGAAGGAGGAUUUGGAACACACUUUCGACGUGGUAUCAGCGGAGGACUGCGGCCCGUCGGAGGAGAUGCCGACGGUGUCCGCGGAGGACGAGGACGCGCUGUCCCGCCUGUGCAACCAGCUCACGUCGCAACUGAAGCUGUGCCUCUCCAACCGCGAGCACAACCGCGCCAUCGGCAACAUCGCCGAGGCCAACCGGUUUGAACACCUCGCUACGGCUGUCAAACAGGACCUGGACGUCGUGGCGGUCGCUAAGAGUUUAGGCCAGAGCGUGCCCAAGUUCCACUACGAGUCGCGGCAGUUCGCCGUGGUGAAGUGCAACACGGACCUUAACGAGAACGAUUUAGAGCUCACAAUCGUGCGCGGCAUCGCGUACAACGUUCCCAACCCGAAGGAGGUCGACACUUAUGUCAAAUUCGAAUUCCCUUAUCCGCAGGACGCUCCAGUAUCUGACUCGACGUCCGUGGUGAAGGACACGAACAGUCCGGAGUACAACGCGGUGUUCCCGCUCGCGAUCCACCGCGGCGCGCGCGCGUGCCAGCGAGUGUUCAAACGACACGCCAUCAAACUCAACGUGUACUCCAGGGGCGGCGGGUGUGACGCGCUGGUGUGUUGCAGCGGCUGGUUCUCGCGCGACUCGCUGCUGGGCGCGGUGUCGGUGAAGCUGGCGCCUCUGGAAACACACGCCACGCUGCACGACGCCUACCCGCUGAUGGACGGCCGUCGACCUGCCGGCGGCUCGUUGGAAGUGAAGGUUCGUGUGCGAACACCGUUACUGCACCAAGAGGUCGAGAACACCACGCACCGCUGGCUGGUCAUAGACAACUGACCGUUCCACGUUAUUGACAAUAGCUGACGAUUGUCUAUGCUUUAUUACAAAACGCUGGAAUUGUUUAUGGUCUAAUGUGAAAACAUCGAUAAUUGAUGACUCAGUUUUGGCUUAUAUCGAUAAAUGAAUCGCUUGUAUGAAAUACAAUAUAUCUGUUAUGAAAUUGAGGAUAGUUAUAUUUUGUAAAUUGGAUAAUGUUUAACAUUAGCACUUGUCGCUUUCCAAAUUAGAAAUAAUAUCAAUGUGUAAACAAUGUAUAGAGUUUUGUAUGUGGUAAUUUUUUUAUCGAUUGAGUAAUUUAUUAAUAAUUUAGCCUAUAUAUUUCGUAUGCGACCACAACUACUGCCAGAGGUCCGUUGUCUCAACAAGUUAACAGUAAUAGUGACGUGAUGAAAAAUCGAUUCAAAUCGAUUACUCAUGUAAUAGUAAGAUUGUGUAAUAUAAGUUUAUGUUAAUCGAAAUGUUACAAUUUUCCUUUAGGAAUUAAGUUUGUUGGUAUUUUUCAAGAUCUUAAUUAUAUUUUUAGGUCACAUGUUAUAACUGUAUAUAUUAUUAUUAUUAAUAUUUAUAAAAUUGAAAUAAAACUAUUUUACGGAUUUUAUAUUAAUUUUCUCCCGACGUUUCGAAGACUGCAUUCUUCGUGGUCACGGAGACGACUGAAGUAUUGGUCAUCCAAUUAAAAAUUAAAUUAUACAAAAACCGCAUAAUAGUUUUACUUCAAUAUCUUACAUUAGUCUAAACAUAAAAAAUGAUAAUGUUUAUGCAAUUUUAAAUUUUAAUCAAAUCAUAUAAUAUUGCUGCAAGUCUUUCGGAUGCGAGGGUCCGACUGGUUAGGACACGACGGGUUUUUUCAUUUUGAUUGCAUUUUAAACUUAAGGCUCUACCGCCUACAAAACGAUGCGCUAAUAGUAUAUUUCGAAGCUAUCUUAAAUUUAGUACAUAUAGAAUAAAAUUCAACAUCGUAUUUCUACAAUAUCUUAUCUUUACUUGGGUUGUUUAUUUUUUGUAAUCUGCAUAUUAUUUCUUAAUAAAAUUGCACAUAUUUAAAUUUUCAACCAACGCUAUUAGAUGGACAAUGAGGAACAUUUUGGUGGAUUAAUUUUUUUAAAAGGAACAAAUUGUUUUUUUAAGAAAUUAAUUAUAGUCUAUGCAUAUUCCUGCAACCUGUACGCUGAAAACGUAUGGAACGAACGCUCAAGGUUAUUUGCUCGGGGCCUUAAUGCCUGUGUAAUUAAACUUUUUGAAUUAUGAGACAUAUUUCGAUAUAUUUCUUGCGUUGUGGAUUACAAAGCCAAUUUGUACCGUCCAAACAUUUCUUUAAGGCGCAGUUCAAGUGGAAUUUGUGUAAUAUAAUUCACAAGGAUUUUUAACGCUACAAUACAAUCUGAUAAUUAUAAAGUAUCGUAAAGAUCCAAUAACUAGAAAUUAUUACAUUUAUUGUAGUCAUUCCUUGUUUUGAAACUUUGGUUAAACCACACUGUUUAGAUAAAAACACCUUUAAUAGCUUGUAUGAUAUGCACAUAGCUUUAAUUGUAAAUUUGUUAAUAGAAGGGGUAUAUAAAUGAAUAUGGUACUAAACCGGUGGAUUGUAGAUGUAUUAUGUUAUUUUUAUACAAAUACAAGUGUUUGUCAACCA